AAACUUCGUAGGGUAAAGUCUUUGUGGUAUAAACGUGGUAUUUGAAUCUGCGUUGACGUGUAAGCGGCAAAAUAAAGAAUACGUAUGGAAAUACUGUGCCGUAAAUGUGGCAAUGAGUGUGAAACUCUCAAUCGAAGAUGAACGUAAUAAGGGCUCAAUUCAGGGAAACGCAAACCGGACUGACACGAGAACAGAAAUCAAAGUUUUAUGUUUUGACAUUAGCUCAUUGAGUCAAAUUCGGCAGGUUGUGAUAUGCUCCGUAGGAGUUUUUGGAUUUUAUUUGCUGUAUGGUUACCUGCAGGAGUUAAUAUUUACCCUUGAUGGUUUUAAGCCUUAUGGAUGGUAUCUAACCUUGGUACAAUUUGCUUACUAUACUGUUUUUGGAUUUGUGGAAACAUCUGUAAAAAAUGUGACUAGAAAAAUACCAAUCAAAACAUACUUGCUCCUGGCUAUGUUGACGUUGGGCACAAUGGGCUUCUCCAAUUCAUCUCUUGGCUACCUUAACUAUCCAACCCAGGUUAUUUUCAAAUGCUGUAAACUGAUACCAGUUUUGAUUGGCAGCAUACUGAUUCAGCACAAGCGUUAUGGUUUACUAGAUUUUGCUGCGGCUGGCUGUAUGUGCUUGGGUCUGACACUGUUCACUCUUGCAGACAGUCAGGUCUCUCCUAAAUUUAGUGUUCUAGGAGUGUGUAUGAUUUCGUGUGCGCUUUUGUGUGAUGCUGCUAUUGGAAAUGUUCAGGAGAAAUCCAUGAAACAGUACAAAGCAGCAAACAGUGAAGUUGUGCUGUAUUCAUACUCCAUUGGAUUCCUGUACCUACUGUCUGUUAUGUUUUUCACUGGUGAUUUACACCAAGGAAUCAAUUUUUGUUCCCAGCACCCCUUGGAGACAUAUGGCUACGCAUUGCUAUUCUCAGUAUCUGGUUACCUUGGAAUCCAAAUUGUACUGACACUCGUACGCACAAGUGGGGCCUUUGCCGCUGCUACCGUCACCACAUGUCGCAAGGCUGUGUCCAUUAUCAUCUCCUUCAUAUUCUUUGACAAGCCAUUCACAUUCCAAUAUGUAUGGUCUGGCAUGCUUGUUGUACUGGGAAUUUACAUAAAUGUGUACAGCAAGAACAGAGGUAAAACAGACAUUCCAGAACUGUUUGGGAAUGUACAACGAAAACUUCAACAUUUGUUAAUAAAACUGAAGUACAACAAGUACUCUUCUCAUAGCCAUACUUUGGCACAUGUAUGAAGUUUAUUACUAGCUGUGAUAUGUAAGAAUCUCCAGAAGAGUCUCACACAGUAUGAAAGAAUCUCAAAAUAUCUUAGUGUAUGUUUUUGUACAAAGAUUACAA
This is a messenger RNA of Schistocerca americana (American grasshopper), 1340 nucleotides long. RefSeq names its product adenosine 3'-phospho 5'-phosphosulfate transporter 2 (gene Papst2). The coding region runs from base 113 to 1237 and encodes 374 amino acids. Gene Ontology annotation, cellular component: endoplasmic reticulum membrane; Golgi membrane. The transcript has 6 exons. Gene Ontology annotation, biological process: transmembrane transport. The record is from RefSeq and is a predicted model, not a curated record. Gene Ontology annotation, molecular function: 3'-phosphoadenosine 5'-phosphosulfate transmembrane transporter activity. Lineage: Eukaryota; Metazoa; Arthropoda; Insecta; Orthoptera; Acrididae.